Molecule: messenger RNA, 5188 nt
Organism: Saccoglossus kowalevskii
Lineage: Eukaryota; Metazoa; Hemichordata; Enteropneusta; Harrimaniidae
Product: collagen alpha-1(II) chain-like
Source: RefSeq, a predicted model, not a curated record
AUGCUGGUAGACAUAAGAAUCAAUAGUCUAAGUGGACCAAGAUGGACCAUCAAUCAAAGAGAAUUUUCAGUUGGUGCAGAUAAAACAGUUAUAGGAGCAACUCCCAUGACAACUUUGCCAGGCGAACCUGGUAGAAUUGGUGAGCCAGUUACUGAACCUGUUUGGGCUAUUAAGACUCGUCCACCACCGGUGAUUGCCCCUGCCAUGAUUACCACUCCCCCGGGAGUUACUGUAUUAGGUACUAAACAACCUACAACAGUAGUACAUACAGUUGCUCCAAGUGUUUGGCAGUCAUGGACACCAUGGAGUGAGUGUUCUGUAACAUGUAAUGGUGGUGUUGAGACAAGGACCAGAGACUGUGAAAACACUAAAACUGGAGAGUCCAGUAUUGACUGUACUGGUGUUGAUGCCCAGACCCAGGAAUGUAAUACAGAGCCAUGUGAAGGAGAAAUAUGUAUGGAUGAGAAGGUGUACGUGGAAGACUGUGAUCAAUACCCAUCAUGUCCUUCAUCUUGCGAACAUGUUUCUGGCAUAACUGAAUGUGUAAAUCCAGACAGUUGUGUCCCUGGUUGUCGGUGCCCAGAUAAUAAGGUUGAACAAGAUGGGGAAUGUGUUGAGAAGGCAGAAUGCAAAUGCCCAUAUGAUAUGGAAAUAUUUGGAGCAGUACCCGUUGAGUUUAGUAAACUCAUCAGAACAACAGUUGCAGCAGCAGCGCCAGGAGAACCAGGUGGACCAGGGGGGAUAUUAGGCCCAGGUGGACCUGGUGGUCCAGAUGGCCCAGGAGGACCUAAUGGUCCUGGUGGACCUAAUGGCCCAGAUGGGCCCGGAGGACCCACAUCUUCACCUAUAAAAUCUGGAGAACCCCUUGGACCGGGUGGUCCUGGAGGCCCAGGUGGACCAGGUGGGCCAGGUGGACCAGGAGGUCCUGGUGGACUUGGAGGACCAGGGGGACCAGGAGGACCAGGGGGACCAACUCUAGCAACUGAUUUGACAUUGCCAUUAAAUGUGGGUGAACCUGGAGGACCUGGGGGGCCUGGAGGACCUGGAGGACCUGGAGGACCAGGAGGUCCAGGUGGACCUGGUGGGCCAGGUGGUCCAGAAGGGCCUGGAGGCCCUGAUGGCCCUGGUGGACCUAAUGGGCCUGGUGGACCCAAUGGGCCUGGAGGCCCUGGUGGACCAACACCAACUCCUGAGGAAAAAACAAAUAUACCAGAUGACAUAGGAAAACCUUUGGGACCAGGUGGACCUGGAGGCCCAGGGGGACCAGGUGGACCAGGAGGGCCUGGAGGACCGGGAGGGCCUGGAGGACCAGAUGGACCUGGGGGACCAAAUGGACCAACUUUGCCAGCAGGCAUAACUCUUCCAGAAGAUAUUGGUAUGCCAAGAGGACCAGGUGGGUUGUUGGGUCCUGGUGGACCACUGGGUCUAGGGGGACCUGGAGGUCCUGGAGGACCGGGGGGUCCUGGAGGUCCAGGAGGCCCACCAGCACUCACAAUUAUGACAACUCCUCCAGUAGCAGCUCCUGGUAAACCUGGUGGACCAGGUGGACCGAUGGGUCCUGGAGGACCUGGUGGACCAUAUGGACCAGGUGGACCUGGCGGACCAGGUGGACCAAACGGGCCUGGUGGGCCUGGUGGACCCACGCUUCCACCUAAAAGUCCUGGAGAGCCAUUUGGACCAAAUGGACCACUCGGACCUGAUGGACCAGGUGGGCCUGGAGGCCCUGGUGGACCAGGUGGGCCUGGUGGGCCUGGUGGACCAGGAGGGCCAGGUGGCCCAGGUGGGCCUGAUGGACCAACACUUGCUACAGAUCAGACAAUACCUUCAGAUGUUGGAGAGCCGAACGGUCCUGGUGGGCCUGAUGGGCCAGGUGGACCUAGAGGACCAGGGGGUCCUGGGGGUCCUGGUGGCCCUGGAGGACCAAAUGGGCCUGGAGGACCAAAUGGGCCUGGGGGACCAAAUGGGCCAGGGGGACCAAAUGGACCUGGUGGCCCUGGUGGACCACCUCCUGACGAAGAGGAUGAGAUACCAACAGAUGUGCUGGAGCCUUUGGGGCCAGGUGGCCCAGGUGGUCCAGGAGGUCCGGGUGGACCAGGUGGACCUGGAGGACCUGGUGGUCCUGGUGGACCUGAUGGUCCAGGAGGACCAAAUGGACCUACACUACCAUCUGAUGUGACUCUUCCAGAAAAUAUUGGCAUUCCAGGAGGUCCAGGGGGACCUCUAGGUCUAGGAGGACCAGGAGGCCCAGGUGGACCAGGAGGCCCAGGUGGACCAGGAGGACCAGGUGGACCUGGAGGUCCAGGCGGUCCUGGAGGACCAGAACUGGGAGAAGUUAUUACUCAAGUAACUGCAGUGCCACCACCUGAAGGGCUCAUUGAUGUGGAUACGAUAAUAUACGUCGACUGUAAUAACUGUACAUGUAUUGAAGGACAUCUGAAUUGUACAGAGGAGGUUUGUGUUACUGCUAAACCACCAUCAGCUACAACCCCAGUGCCGCCGCCACCACCACCAGGUAGGACUACACCACCUGUUGUGUAUCCACCUGGUACGUUCCAACCAACAGUCGCUGUAAAAGCUACUGUGCCAACAGUUACCUGGUCGUCAUGGUCACCAUGGGCGGAUUGUUCCAUGACAUGCAAUGGGGGCGUGCAGAUCAGAAGCAGAGAAUGUGAACACCCUAAAACAGGAGAAUUAAGCGACAUAUGUGUGGGUAUAGAUGUAGAGAGUAAGCAGUGCAACACAGAACCAUGUGAAGAGGAAACAUGCACUGAUGGAAAGAUAUUUGUGACGGCAUGUGGUGAAAUCCCGGCAUGUCCAGCAACGUGUGAUGAUGUUUCGCAAAUAACAGAGUGCGUAGAUCCAGAUGUAUGUGUGGUUGGCUGCCAAUGUCCACCCGGCCAAGUUGAACAAGACGACGAAUGUGUGGAGAAGACUGACUGCAGAUGUCCGUUCGACAUGAGCGCAUUUACAGAUGUCACAGUGUAUUUUAGCAGAUUAGGCGAAACAACAGUUAUUGGCAUACCAGUCGAACAACCAAAAAUAAGAGAACCAGGAGAACCAUUGGGCCCAGGAGGUCCAGGUGGACCAGGCGGACCAGGUGGACCUGGGGGACCUGGUGGCCCUAAUGGUCCUGGAGGGCCUGGAGGACCUACUUUGGCACCUGAAGAUACCCAUGAACCUGGUGAACCACUUGGGCCAAAUGGACCAGGAGGACCUGGUGGAGCUGGAGGGCCUUUAGGACCUGGUGGACCUGGUGGACCUGGCGGUCCAGGUGGACCAGGUGGUCCAGGAGGACCUGGUGGACCAGGUGGACCAACAAUGGCAACAGAUAAAACAAUACCUGAAAAUGUGGGCAAACCAGAAGGUCCAGGAGGACCUAAUGGACCAGGUGGACCAUUUGGUCCAGGAGGCCCAGGAGGACCUGGUGGUCCUGGUGGACCAGGAGGGCCAGGAGGACCUGAUGGUCCAGGAGGACCAAAUGGACCAGGAGGACCAAAUGGUCCAGGAGGGCCAAAUGGACCUGGAGGACCUGGAGGACCUACUGUACAUCCUGAGGAUGAACUUUUAAUACCAAAAGAUGUAUUGGAACCGCUGGGACCAGGUGGACCGGGUGGACCAGGUGGACCUGGAGGACCUGGUGGGCCAGGCGGUCCAGGUGGACCUGGAGGACCUUAUGGACCUGGUGGUCCUGAUGGACCAUCAUUACCUGCAGGUGAAACGCUCCCUGAAGAUAUUGGUAAACCUGGAGGACCUGGCGGACCAGAGGGACCUGGGGGUCCAGAGGGGCCUGGCGGACCUGGAGGACCAUAUGGUCCUGGAGGCCCUGGAGGUCCAGGAGGCUCUCCUUUAGCCACAACUUUGACAACACCAACAUUUAAAGCACCAGGAGAGCCAGGUGGGCCUGGUGGUCCAAUGGGUCCUGGUGGACCUGGUGGGCCAAAUGGACCAGGAGGACCAAAUGGACCCGGUGGGCCAAAUGGACCUGGUGGACCAGGAGGACCAACACUAGCACCCAAAUACACUAAUGAACCAGGUGAACCACUUGGACCUAAUGGACCAGGAGGACCAAAUGGACCUGGGGGGCCUCAAGGGCCUGGUGGACCUGGUGGACCUGGGGGUCCCGGUGGCCCUGGUGGCCCAGGUGGACCGACUCUUGCAACAGAUGAAACACUACAGCCUGAUUUAGGAAAACCUAAUGGACCUGGAGGACCCGGAGGACCAGGUGGCCCUGGUGGACCAGGUGGACCUGGUGGACCAGGUGGACCUGGUGGACCAGAUGGUCCUGGUGGACCUAAUGGUCCAGGGGGACCCAAUGGACCUGGGGGACCCAAUGGACCUGGUGGUCCAGGUGGACCAACUCCAACCCCAGAAGAAAAGGAAAAGAUACCAGAUGAUGUGUUGGAACCAUUAGGGCCAUUAGGACCUGGAGGACCUGGUGGACCUGGAGGACCAGGAGGCCCAGGAGGACCUGGUGGACCUGGAGGACCUGAUGGGCCUGGUGGACCUGGGGGACCUUCAUUGCCAUCUGAUGUAACUGUUCCUCAAGACAUUGGCCAGCCAUUUGGACCAGGAGGCCCUGAAGGCCCUGGAGAAAUCGAAACAACACCACCAUUUGCUGGUUUCAUUGAUUCAAAGACAAUCAUUCAUGUUGGGUGUGGUAACUGUACAUGUAUGGAAGGUAUGCUGAAUUGCACAGACAUUACAUGCGCUACUUCCCCACCACCAGCCGUUACUGAGAAGUGCACUGAUGGAAAGAUAUUUGUUGAAGAUUGUGAUGACAUACCAGCAUGCCCAGCUACUUGCGAAGAUCUGUACGCAGAAACAUGUAAACAAUCUGGAGUAUGUGAACCAGGUUGUCGAUGUCCAAAAGGCCAAUUGGAACAAGACGGGGAAUGUGUUGAGAAGGCUGACUGCAAAUGUCCGUUUGAUAUGGCUGAAUUUGAAACAUCGGAUGUCACAUUUGUGAAACUUGGAGUGGUGACGCCAACUCCAACAGCUCCUGCAGCAGGAUUAGGAGAACCAGGUAGAACAGAAGGACCAGGAGAACCAGGUGGACCAGUAAUGACAACCACUACCACACCAAUAUUGGUGAUACCAGGUGAACCAGGUGAGCCAGGUGAGCCAGGUGGACCUGGCGGACCAUUGGGACCUUGGGGACCAGGUGGACCAUUUGGACCUGGAGGACCAG